AGUUGCAGGCUGGCUGUCCUUGUUCCUGCUGCUCACCGAGUCGCCGCAAAGCCGCUAUAAGCUAACGGCUACACACCGACAACCGGUGACUCUUCACACGCUCAUUUCCCCCCUAAAUCCGCCAAAACGUCUUACGCAAUGAGAGGAGAUCGGGGAAGGGGCCGUGGUGGCCGGUUUGGCUCCCGUGGGGGUCUGGUACAAGGGUAUCGCCCUUUUGUCCCACACAUACCAUUUGACUUUUAUGUUUGUGAGAUGGCGUUUCCACGGGUGAAGCCUGCUCCUGAUGAGACUGCAUUUAGUGAAGCUUUGCUGAAGAGAAACCAAGACCUGAGUCCUACCUCUGCUGAGCAGUCUUCCAUAUUGUCGUUGGUGACGAAGAUUAACAACAUUAUCGACAAUUUAAUUGUAGCACCUGGUAACUUUGAAGUGCAAAUCGAGGAGGUUCGGCAAGUGGGCUCAUACAAAAAAGGCACCAUGACAACAGGACAUAAUGUAGCUGACCUUGUAGUUAUCCUCAAGAUUCUUCCCACUUUGGAGGCCGUCGCUGCAUUAGGAAACAAAGUAGUAGAGACUUUGCGUUCCCAGGACCCAGCUGAGGUGCUUUCUAUGCUGACCAACGAGACCGGGUUUGAGAUCAGUUCUGCCGAUGCUACAGUAAAAAUCCUCAUCACUACAGUCCCUCCCAACCUGCGCAAGCUCGACCCGGAACUCCACUUGGACAUCAAGGUGCUACAGAGUGCCCUGGCUGCCAUUCGCCACGCGCGCUGGUUCGAGGAGAAUGCUUCACACUCAACGGUGAAAGUUUUGAUCCGCUUGUUGAAGGAUCUGCGGGUGCGCUUCCCUGGCUUUGAGCCUCUCACCCCGUGGAUUUUGGACCUCCUGGGGCACUCUGCUGUUAUGAAUAACCCUUCCAGACAGCCUCUUUCACUCAACCUUGCCUACAGACGCUGUCUCCAGAUGCUAGCAGCAGGGCUGUUUCUGCCGGGUUCUGUAGGCAUCACUGACCCUUGCGAGAGCGGAAACUUCCGCAUUCACACUGUAAUGACCCUGGAGCAGCAGGACAUGGUGUGUUUUACAGCACAGACACUGGUAAGGGUCCUUUCCCAUGGUGGCUACAGGAAGAUCUUAGGACUUGAAGGAGAUGCCAGUUACCUGACUUCAGAGAUGUCCACAUGGGACGGUGUGAUUGUCACCCCAUCUGAGAAAGCCUAUGAGAAACCCCCAGAGCGUAAAGAAGAAGAGGAGGAGGCAUUGGAAGAGGGAGGAGAAGGAGAGGACGAAAGCAUGGAGACACAGGAGUGAAACUUGCAGGGAUCACAGACCAAGCCAGAUCUUGUCCUGUAGGAUGUUUGCUGUUUUGAAGAGCCGAGACAGGAAACACUUAUUGGAGGAUGUUGUUGAUUUUUCAUUGUACGUUUGUGCGGAUUUGAAUUGGAUCAUGUCAACAUGUUUUAUUGUUCACAACUUUUUUUUUCCCCCUCUUCCCCCUCCAGUGUUGCCGUUCGGUCCUUGUCCCCAUUCCCUGCAAGAAUCUGUAUUUCUACUUUUUGUCACUUUUACCAAUAUCUUGUGUUUAAACUGGAGAUGAGUGUCAAGAUCUCCACCUUUGUGCUGUUGUAUUUUUACUUACUGUUCAUCAUUGAUAAAUUAAACUUUUUUUUUUAUCUAUGUUCAGUGGAAGGCAGUUUAUUAUUUUUAUGUCAAUUUGUUGGUAAUUUUGACUUGCUGAGAGUUCUGUAAGAUAAGACCUAUGCUGUGGAAAGCAACAUUUAUGGGGAAAAAGACAGACACAUAUACAGGUGGACAAGAACGAUUGAGCUUGCUAAAAUAGCUUUAUCGUAAUUUAGAAAAAUGUUUACAGCCAUUAACAGUGUUACAUUCUGUGUUAAGUUAACCACAUCACAGUGAGCCUUCUGUCUUAAUUUACAGCUACUGCACAUUUAGCUGUAUACGUCUAUGGCAAGGGAACAAUGACUUACUGAAUCUAAAACAGCUGUCACAGGCCCUCAGUG
Messenger RNA from Clarias gariepinus (North African catfish), 2012 nucleotides. RefSeq names its product interleukin enhancer binding factor 2 (gene ilf2). The transcript has 14 exons. Bases 139 to 1302 code for a protein of 387 amino acids. NCBI's taxonomy places the organism in Eukaryota, Metazoa, Chordata, Actinopteri, Siluriformes, Clariidae. The record is from RefSeq and is a predicted model, not a curated record.